CUCCCUCUCGCGCUCUCUCCUCCCGGCCUCACAUCCGGGUCUGGAGCGCGGCCGCCGCUGUCACUGUUGGUGCGAGCGCGUCAGGGCCGGGCCGGGGCGCUGUAAAUGGCGGCGGAAGGAGGCGGAGCGGCGGCCACGCUCAGCCCAGAGCCUCCGAAACUUUAGGUUCAAACCCGGGAACUUUCCGGGAAGCGCUGCCGCUCCGGAGGCGUGGACAGAAGGGGAAGCUGAGGCGGGAAGUCUGGGGGACGCGGCGGGGAGCCGGGGAGACUCGAACCCGCGGCGGGGGCGGAGUCCGCCAGUGCCUCGCGCCUCCGCGGCCCCCGCCUCUUUCUCCACCCUCCCGGCGGCCGCCGCCGGGGCCGGGGCUGGGGCCUGAGCCGCAGCCGCAGCCGCAGCCGCCGCCGCCGCCGCACUCCGCGCGGACCCCAGGACUGCGCCGGGCCUCGCAGGCGGCGGCGCGCGGAGCUCGGCGGGGCCCUCUCCUCGCGACCUCUUGGCCCUGUUGCUCGGGCGCACCUGGCGCGUGUGAGGCCCGGGCCGACGGCUUCGGGAAGCGAGGAGGAGGCCGGGCCACGCACAGCCCCCACCGGCCCAGCGUCCUGGGGCCGGGCCCCUGGUAGUGUAUGCGGGGCGGGGUGGCCGUGAGCCGGAGGCGAAGAUGGAAGGCUUAACGCUGAGCGAUGCGGAGCAGAAAUACUAUUCAGAUCUCUUCUCCUACUGCGACAUUGAGAGCACCAAGAAGGUGGUGGUCAACGGGCGGGUGCUGGAGCUGUUCCGGGCCGCGCAGCUGCCCAACGACGUGGUCCUCCAGAUCAUGGAGCUUUGUGGUGCAACAAGACUUGGUUAUUUUGGAAGAAGUCAGUUCUACAUUGCUUUGAAACUUGUAGCUGUUGCCCAGUCUGGUUUCCCUUUAAGAGUGGAAAGUAUAAAUACAGUAAAGGACCUUCCUCUGCCAAGAUUUGUUGCUUCAAAGAAUGAACAGGAAUCUCGCCAUGCAGCCUCAUAUUCUUCAGAUUCUGAAAAUCAGGGUUCAUAUUCUGGUGUGAUUCCCCCACCACCUGGCAGGGGGCAAGUGAAAAAGGGAUCCGUAACCCAUGAUACGGUUCAGCCUCGUACAUCUGCAGAUGCACAGGAACCUGCAUCCCCAGUAGUUUCACCACAGCAAUCUCCACCAACUUCUCCACACACAUGGAGAAAGCACAGCCGUCACCCCAGCGGUGGGAAUAGUGAGAGGCCUCUUGCGGGAUCUGGGCCAUUUUGGUUUCCCUUUGGUGAAGCACAGUCAGGUUCUUCUGCUGGUGAUGCAGUGUGGUCAGGGCAUUCCCCACCUCCACCUCAAGAAAACUGGGUCAGUUUUGCAGAUACUCCACCAACCAGUACUCUUUUAACCAUGCAUCCUGCUUCUGUCCAGGACCAGACAACAGUACGAACUGUAGCAUCAGCUACAACUGCCAUUGAAAUUCGUAGGCAAUCCAGUAGUUAUGAUGAUCCCUGGAAAAUAACAGAUGAACAAAGACAGUAUUAUGUAAAUCAGUUUAAAACCAUUCAGCCUGAUCUAAACGGAUUUAUUCCAGGAUCUGCAGCUAAAGAGUUUUUUACAAAAUCAAAACUUCCUAUUCUUGAACUUUCUCAUAUUUGGGAACUCUCAGACUUUGAUAAAGAUGGUGCAUUGACACUAGAUGAGUUUUGUGCUGCUUUUCAUCUGGUGGUUGCUAGGAAGAAUGGCUAUGAUUUACCAGAAAAACUUCCUGAAAGCUUAAUGCCCAAACUGAUUGAUUUGGAAGAUUCAGCAGAUGUUGGGGAUCAGCCAGGUGAGGUAGGUUAUUCAGGCUCUCCUGCUGAAGCUCCUCCAAGCAAGUCACCAUCGAUGCCGUCACUAAACCACUGGCCUGAGCUGAAUCAGAGCAGUGAGCAGUGGGAGACAUUUAGUGAACGCUCUUCAAGCUCACAAACUCUGACCCAAUUUGAUUCUAACAUUGCACCAGCUGAUCCUGAUACUGCUAUUGUUCAUCCAGUUCCCAUUCGUAUGACUCCAAGCAAAAUCCACAUGCAGGAAAUGGAACUUAAAAGAACUGGCAGUGAUCAUACAAAUCCCACUAGCCCAUUACUUGUGAAACCAUCUGACCUUUCAGAAGAAAAUAAGAUAAAUUCAUCAGUGAAAUUUGCUUCUGGUAAUACUGUAGAUGGUUACAGUAGUUCAGACUCUUUUACUUCUGACCCAGAACAGAUCGGGAGCAAUGUAACUCGUCAAAGGUCUCAUUCAGGAACGUCGCCUGAUAACACUGCACCACCACCUCCCCCUCCAAGGCCACAGCCCUCUCAUUCUAGAUCAUCAUCUUUAGAUAUGAAUCGGACCUUUACAGUCACCACAGGACAACAACAGGCUGGAGUUGUUGCCCAUCCUCCUGCAGUGCCUCCAAGACCACAGCCCUCACAGGCUCCUGGUCCCGCUGUGCAUCGCCCAGUGGAUGCCGAUGGCCUCAUGACUCACACUAGUACCUCACCUCAGCAGAUACCGGAGCAACCAAAUUUUGCGGAUUUCAGCCAAUUUGAAGUAUUUGCUGCAUCAAAUGUAAAUGAAGAACAAGAUGAUGAAGCUGAGAAACAUCCAGAAGUUCUGCCGGUUGAAAAAGCUUCUGAUCCUGCAGGUUCUCUUCGAGUUGCCAAAACAGAUAGUAAAACUGAAGAAAAGACAGCUGCUAGUGCUCCCGCCAAUGUGAGCAAAGGCACAACACCUCUUGCUCCACCACCUAAACCUGUUCGAAGAAGAUUAAAAUCAGAAGAUGAAUUAAGGCCAGAAGUUGAUGAACAUACACAAAAGACAGGUGUCUUAGCUGCUGUUCUUGCAUCACAGCCUUCUAUUCCCAGAUCUAUUGGGAAAGAUAAGAAAGCUAUUCAGGCAUCAAUUAGACGCAAUAAGGAAACCAACACAGUUUUGGCCAGAUUGAAUAGCGAAUUGCAGCAACAGUUAAAGGAUGUUCUUGAGGAGAGAAUUUCCCUGGAAGUUCAACUGGAACAACUUCGACCAUUCUCUCACCUAUAAGCCAAUUGCCGUUAACUGUGAACAUAGUCAUUUUUAAGUGAUUUUGGGUUCAGAGCCAAUUUGGAGACCCAAACAUUCAGCUCAUUGCUUAAUUCAACAUUAAAUUUUAUGAUUCUGUUUUGCCCUAUAUGUUCACCAUUGUAUUUAAGUAUCUUUUAUUUUUUAAUUUCAACAAUAAAAAGGUCAGGAUGACGUUU
Callithrix jacchus (white-tufted-ear marmoset) is the source of this 3243-nucleotide messenger RNA. It is a transcript of the gene REPS1, whose product is annotated as RALBP1 associated Eps domain containing 1. Gene Ontology annotation, biological process: endosomal transport; endocytosis. Gene Ontology annotation, cellular component: cytoplasm; plasma membrane. NCBI's taxonomy places the organism in Eukaryota, Metazoa, Chordata, Mammalia, Primates, Cebidae. Gene Ontology annotation, molecular function: calcium ion binding; protein binding. The record is from RefSeq and is a predicted model, not a curated record.